Messenger RNA from Ustilaginoidea virens, 1650 nucleotides. RefSeq lists its product as uncharacterized. The record is from RefSeq and is a predicted model, not a curated record. The transcript is spliced from 2 exons. The coding region runs from base 1 to 1650 and encodes 549 amino acids. Gene Ontology annotation, cellular component: membrane. Lineage: Eukaryota; Fungi; Ascomycota; Sordariomycetes; Hypocreales; Clavicipitaceae. Gene Ontology annotation, biological process: transmembrane transport. Gene Ontology annotation, molecular function: transmembrane transporter activity.
AUGAAGCCCGAACCGCUGUUGCCGCCCGCGUCCGCGCCCGCGUCCGCCAUGCAACAACCCCCGACCGCCUCCCCCUCCGCCGCCGACGCGGCCCUCGCCGGCCUCGGCUACAAGGCCGAGCUCCCCCGCAACCUCAGCAUGAUGAGCAUCCUCGGCCUGUCGUUCGCCAUCAUGGCCGUGCCGUUUGGCCUCUCCACCACCAUCUACAUCACCCUCUACAACGGGCAGGCCGUCUCGGUGCUCUGGGGGUGGGUGCUCGUGUCCCUCGUGUCCGUCUGCAUCGCCGCCUCGCUCGCCGAGAUCUGCGCCGUCUUCCCCACCGCCGGCGGCGUCUACUACUGGUCCGCGAUGCUGAGCACGCGCCGCUGGGCGCCCGUGGUGAGCUUCGUCGACGGCUGGCUGACCCUCGUGGGCAACUGGACCGUCACCCUGUCCAUCAACUUCUCGGGCGCGCAGCUCAUCCUGAGCGCCGUCACCCUCUUCGACCCGGACUACGCCGCCACCGCGUGGCAGACGGUGCUGUGCUUCUGGGCCCUCAUGCUGGUCUGCGCCCUCGUCAACGCCUUUGGCUCGCGGUACCUGGACCUGAUCAACCGGGUGUGCAUCUACUGGACCGCCGCGAGCGUGCUCGUCAUCCUCGUCACCCUGCUGGCCAUGGCGCCGUCGCGGCGCUCGGGCGCCUACGUCUUUGGCCACUACGAUGCGUCUGCCAGCGGCUGGCCUACAGGAUGGUCCUUUUUCGUCGGCCUGCUGUCGCCCGCCUACACCCUCACCGGCUACGGCAUGGUCGCCGCCAUGUGCGAGGAAGUCCAGAACCCCGAGCGCGAGGUGCCCAAGGCCAUUGUGCUCUCCGUCAUUGCCGCCGGCAUCACCGGCGUCAUCUUCCUGAUCCCGCUGCUCUUCGUCAUCCCCGACAUCGCCACGCUGCUCCAGCAGGCCCAGCCCAUCGGCCUGCUGUUCAAGACGGUCACCGGCUCCGCCGCCGGCGGCUUCGGCCUGCUGUUCCUGAUUCUCGGCAUCCUCAUGUUCGCCGGCAUCGGCGCCCUGACCGCCGCCUCGCGCUGCACCUACGCCUUUGCCCGCGACGGCGCCGUCCCCGGCUACCGCCUCUGGUCCAGGGUCGACGCGAAGCUGGGCCUGCCGCUGUGGGCCCUCGCCCUGUCCACCGUCGUCGACUGCCUCCUCGGCUGCAUCUACUUUGGCUCCCCGGCCGCCUUCAACUCCUUCACCGGCGUGGCGACCAUCUGCCUGUCCAUGUCGUACGGAGUCCCCGUCCUGGUCCUGCUGGCCCGCCGCAGGCAAGCCGUCGCCCGCUCGCCCUACAGCCUGGGCAGGCUCGGCACCGCCGUCAACGUCGUCUGCGUCGCCUGGAUCGUCUUCGCCGUCGUCAUCUUCUGCAUGCCCGUCUCGCUGCCCGUCGACGCCGCCACCAUGAACUACGCCUCGGUGGUGUUUGCCGGCUUCGCCGCCGUCGCCGUCGCCUGGUACUUUGCCUAUGCCCGCCGCAACUUCCACGGGCCGCCGGUCCUUGCGCGGGACGAGCUCGACGGGGUUCCCGCCCGGGCGCACCGCGGCCCAGAGGCCAGCAUUGGCGCGGAACAAGCGACGCCGGAGCUGCCCCUGGAGAAGAAAAUGAGCAUCCGUGCGUAG